GUUACUAGUGGCAGGUAGGAAGGUCUGGAGGAUUAUUCAAAUAGUUGGCCAUGGCUGGCCCAGGAUUAUUUGUUAAGAAGGCGGAGCCUUGGCCUGGAGGAGUAGCUCAAGUGGUAGAGCGCCUGCUUAGCAAGUAUGAUAUCCUGAAUUCAAACUCCAGUGCCCCCACCAAGAAAAAAGAAAGAGGGAAAGAAGGCGGAGCCUUGAGGAUUAUCUGAGGGGAGUUGACAAGACCCGGAUGUGAGUUCAAAGACGAAGCAGCGCGCCAAUCUGGGAACCGGGGCAAGAUGGCGGGUACCGAAGAUGGUGUUUUGCAGCCGGCUGCAGGUUCAACUGCCCCAAUUUCAUUCGGCUUCACUCGCACGUCUGUCCGGAGGCGGCUGCCUGACUGCGGAGAAAGCGCCGGACUGGCCCCAGAGGAGAAAGAUUUCUUGAAGACCGUGGAAGGGAGGCAGUUACAGAGUGUGAAGCCUACAGAAGCCCCCAAGGAACUAGUCAUCCCAUUAAUCCAGAAUGGUUAUCGCAGACAACCACUGACCCAGAUCCCUGGGCCAUCCACUGAUACUGAGGCCUUGGAUGGUGUACUGUCCCAGGCUGUGAAAGAGCUCAUUGAGGAAUCCAAGAAGUCUCUGGAAGACAGAGAGAAUGCAGGUAUUGACCCCAAACUCACCAUCCCCGUGAUCCAGAAAGGAUGCAUUCCCAAUGAGGAUGAGGCAGACAGCGAACCCCAGACUGAGACAGUGCCAGAAGAGGCUGACUAUGAGGCAGUCCCCGUGGAGGCCUAUGGGCUGGCCAUGCUGCGGGGCAUGGGCUGGAAACCUGGCCAGGGUAUUGGCCGCACUUUCAAUCAAGUAGUGAAGCCCCGCAUCAACUCACUGAGGCCCAAGGGGUUAGGACUAGGCGCCAACCUGACUGAGGCCCAGGCACUGGCCUCCACUGGCUCUUACCACCUGCCAAAGCCAGAUGGGGAGCAAGACAAGGAUAAGGAAGACCUUCCUCAAGGACUGAUGCCUGGAAGAGCUGUGCUGGUCCAUUCUGGCCCUCACCGUGGCCUCUACGGGAAGGUAGAAGGCCUUGAUCCUGACAACGUAAGGGCCAUGGUUCGUCUGGCAGUGGGCAGCCGCAUGGUGACCGUUAGUGAGUACUGCCUUCAGCCUGUCUCCCAGAAGGAAUUUGACAAAAAUGCCUUGCAUGCUGGCCAAGUGAACAAAACAUCCUCAGGGCAAGCAAAUGGAACACCAUCAUCAUCGAAGGCCCUCCAGAAGCAAGACUUCCAUGGGCGGCAGGAGAACUCGGAGAGGAAGCGGAAACACCCUCCAGACCGGUGGGACCCCGGGCAUGGGGCUAGAGGAAGAAGGCAGGGUGUUGGGAGGCUCAAGCAGUCAGGGAAGGCUUCCAGGGCAAGACAGGAUGGGCCUGCGGCCAAGAGUGAAAAAGCAGCCUCCAGGAGUCAUCACUGGUUGCACAGGGACCUGCGCGUCCGGUUUGUAGACAAGCUCCACAAGGGUGGCCAGUACUACAACACCAAGAUGACAAUUGAAGAUGUUCUGAGCCCAGAUACCUGUGUGUGUCGGACAGAUGAAGGCCGAAUCCUGGAAGGCCUAAAGGAAGAUAUGCUGGAGACUCUGGUUCCCAAAGUAGAGGGCAAACGUGUGAUGGUGGUGCUGGGACCGCAGGCUGGAAGGGUGGGACAUCUGCUGGGCCGGGACAGAACACGGAGCCGAGCUUUGGUGCAGCUGCAUAGAGAGAGUCAGGUGGUGGAGCUUCAUUAUGAUUCCAUCUGCCAGUACAUGGGCCCCAGCGACUCAGAUGAAGACUGAGUGGGGCCACACCUGUCACCAGGUUCCACCAGUCCUGCACAGUUCAAAACAGCUUCCUUCGUGACCAUGAGAGGAAAACUGUACCAUCCUCCCUGUGGUCCAGGGACAAGGGUACAAGGAUGGACUACAAAGGAGACUAGAAAUAAAUUCAGUAUUU
Messenger RNA from Castor canadensis (American beaver), 1977 nucleotides. It is a transcript of the gene Gpkow, whose product is annotated as G-patch domain and KOW motifs. The record is from RefSeq and is a predicted model, not a curated record. Gene Ontology annotation, biological process: mRNA splicing, via spliceosome. Lineage: Eukaryota; Metazoa; Chordata; Mammalia; Rodentia; Castoridae. Gene Ontology annotation, molecular function: nucleic acid binding. Gene Ontology annotation, cellular component: spliceosomal complex.